This is a messenger RNA of Helicoverpa armigera (cotton bollworm), 988 nucleotides long. Its product is annotated as brachyurin. The transcript has 5 exons. The record is from RefSeq and is a predicted model, not a curated record. The coding region runs from base 32 to 901 and encodes 289 amino acids. Gene Ontology annotation, biological process: proteolysis. Gene Ontology annotation, molecular function: serine-type endopeptidase activity. Lineage: Eukaryota; Metazoa; Arthropoda; Insecta; Lepidoptera; Noctuidae.
CUCAUUCACAAUAGAAAAUAGUUUUUUCAUAAUGCGUGCUAUAUUAUUGUUGGGCUUGGGGUUGUUGGCUACGGCCUCAGCUUUAGUGGAAGUGAACACUGGUUACCACCAGGAAAUCGGUAUCCCCACUGCUGCGAAAAUCAAGGAAAAUGAAGAAAAACUUUUGGCUGAGAAAGAUGAGAGGAUUGUUGGAGGUGCUAUCGCUCCGGCUAACGCUCACCCAUACUUCGCUGGAUUGUUGAUCAGUUUGGUGGGCCAGUCUGGUAACUCAGUCUGCGGUUCUUCGCUUCUAUCCGCCAACCGUUUGGUGACCGCCGCUCAUUGCUGGACCGAUGGUGUCAACCAAGCGUGGCAGUUCCUCGUCAUCCUGGGCUCCAACCACCUGUACUCUGGUGGUACCCGCAUCGCCACCACCAAUGUCAUCAUGCACCCGCAGUAUGUGCCCUCCACGCUCAACAAUGAUAUUGCCAUGAUCCUGUUGCCGACUAGCGUAUGGUUCACCAGUAACAUUCAGCCAAUCGGCUUGCCUUCUGGUUGGGAUCUGUGGGAUCAGUUCGUUGGAAACUGGGCUGUUGCUGCUGGCUUCGGCAGAACUAGCGACCAGCAAGUCGCCGCGUCUCAGAUCGUAAGCCACGUGAGCUUGCAAGUGAUCAGUGUCUUCCAGUGUCAGCUGUCCUUCGGCAAUGUGUUCGUUCAGCAGAGCACUAUCUGCACGAAUGGUAAUGGCGGUGUUGGCGUUUGCGGCGGAGACUCUGGCGGUCCCCUCACCCUUUACCGCAAUGGUGUUCCCACUUUGAUUGGUGUCAGUUCCUUCGUAGCCAGAGCCGGCUGUCAGCUCGGACAUCCUUCUGCCUUCGCGCGAGUCACCAGCUUCAUCAACUUCAUCCAACAGUACAUGUAAUUCAUACUAGGAGGAUUGCGAUUUAUAUAAAAGAAAAUAUUUUAUCUGCAACUUUACCUACUUUCCAAAAUAAAAUUUUGGUAGGUA